Musca domestica (house fly) is the source of this 569-nucleotide messenger RNA. RefSeq names its product general odorant-binding protein 19d. Gene Ontology annotation, molecular function: odorant binding. The record is from RefSeq and is a predicted model, not a curated record. Bases 82 to 534 code for a protein of 150 amino acids. The transcript is spliced from 4 exons. NCBI's taxonomy places the organism in Eukaryota, Metazoa, Arthropoda, Insecta, Diptera, Muscidae.
CUUUGGAAAUUUUACUAUUAGUUUUCAGUCGUCUGAGAAGCUUGGGUAGCAGUUAUACUCGCUGAAAAUUUUAUUGAAAAUAUGGACAAAUUUAUAUUUAUUGUUAUAAUGCUAUGCAUUAAGGAGACCCUGCAACAAACUGACUCCUCAAAUGCCCUGCUUGAAAUGGCAAAAAUGUCUGUGGAAGAUUGCUAUGAGGACGAUGCCAAGACUAAGAAAAUCGAAAUAACCGAUGAUGGCUUCCAGGACAUUGUGAAAGGCUCGCGAGAUGCGGUGCGUAAUGCCAAGUGUAUACGUUAUUGUAUUAUGAAGAAACAUGAGCUGUUCUCCGAUGACAAUUCCCUGGAUGAGACAGCUGUCAUACCCUUUUUCACCUAUCUUUUCAAUAAUGCCAUUGAAAUUCAACAUCUCAAAGGAAUUAUUGCCAGCUGCAAUGAGGCCAUUACUGGCGAGGCCGAUCGCUGUGAACGUUCCCACAAGGCAACCAUGUGUAUUUUGGAGAAAUUCAAUGCAGCCGGGUUGAAAAAUAUUUAGAAAAUCAAAAACGAAAAAAAGAGUAAAAAGCUACU